Molecule: messenger RNA, 1464 nt
Organism: Glossina fuscipes
Lineage: Eukaryota; Metazoa; Arthropoda; Insecta; Diptera; Glossinidae
Product: nucleoporin-like protein amo1
Exons: 1
Coding region: 126-1439 (437 amino acids)
Molecular function (GO): metal ion binding
Source: RefSeq, a predicted model, not a curated record
UGGUGUCGAAAAAACAAACAAUAAACAAACUAUGCAAAAGCAGAAGAAGAUUUUAAGAGCAGUUUUCGGAGAUUUUUUUGCGAUGCCUGAAUUAUAAAAUUUUUAUCGCUUUUAACAAAAAAGUAAUGGUGCUAUGUAAAUUUUAUCAGCAAGGAGCCUGUCGCUUCGGUUCUAAAUGUCACAAUGAACACUUCGAUGUAAAGCAAGUAGUCAAGACCGAUGUGGAUGGAGCUAUAAACGGCAAACAGUGGCCAUUUUCUUGUUAUGGUCCUUUUAAGGACAAACCAUGUUUACCUAAUUUCAUUGAGGAUCAAUCAUUUGAAGAAAUACGCUUGAUGUGCUACGAAGCUAAACAAAAAAAUUACUUUGAACAGUUUCAUCAACAAUUUUUAAAAGAAGCUAUGGAUGUUAAUUCGAAAAUGAAGGCUUUACUUCAAUUUACUCCAGAAAUAGUUAAUGUGAUUUGUAAAGUUUACGAUGUUGCUGUGGAGACUAUUGCGACAAAAUCGAAUAAUCCUUUUGGCUUAGGUGGAAAUGUUGGAGCAGUAAAUACUAGUUCAUUGUUUGCUAAACCAGUAUUAGGACCCAGUAGCAUGUUUAGCACUGCUGGUGGUGCUAAUGCAACCAAUGCUUUCGCAGCUUCCAAUACGAAUGGUAGCAUCUUCGGAGGUACUGCUACAAAUCUAUCAACGGGGAACAAUAUUUUUGGCGGUCAGACACAGACUUCCAUAUUUGGCCAAUCGAACAAGUCUACGAAUUCGAUAUUUGGAGGCGGAAAUGCUAGCAACCAAAAUCAAGGGUCUAUGUUUAGUCAAGCUCAACCACUCGCAGGAGGUGGUAAUGUUUUUAAUCAGCAGCAAACGCAGCAGUCCAAUUCAGCAUUUGGUCUUUUUGGACAGACAGCUCAACAAUCAGUACAAAGCUCUAGCUUUUUUAAUCAAACCCAACCAUCGCAGGCAACGGCAAGCGUUUUUGGUCAAACCCUGGCACCGCAACAUCAAAAUACGAACCCAUUUACGCAAGCAGCCAAUCAGUCUGGACAAAGUUUAUUUGCUUCGCAAUCUAAUGGUAGUCAAAACUUAUUCACUCAAGCAGUGCAACAACAACCAAUGCAGCCUAUUGCAGGGCAAGCAGGUUUCACCCAACCAAACAUUUUUGGACAAACUAUUCAACAGCAGCAACCCGUGCAAAACAUUGCCCCUUUUAUGCAGAGCGCAAACAUAUCACAUCAACAACAACAACAACAACAACAGCAAACACAAGGUCCCUUCCAACAAAUUGUAACAUCAGAACCUCAAAUGCCAUCACAGCCGCUAGGAACUUCUGUAUAUAGUCGUUUAGAGGACUUGACAGCUGAAGAAAUUGAAGCUUUUAAGGCAGACAGUUUUCUGCCAGGAAAGAUACCCUUUAAUCCGCCACCGAAAGAGUUAAUUAAUUAAAAUAUUAAGUGAAAAUUGUGUGUGU